AUGACCACCACCAAAACAAACACUACCACCUCCGUCAGCACCACCUCGACAACAACCACCACCAUCAUCCCCUGGAACAGCACCACCACCAAAAUUUCCACCGCCACCGCCACUAACACCAAAACCACAACCACCAUAACCAUCACCACCAUCACCACCACCAUUUCUACCACCACAAACAUCACCACCAGGAACACCACUACCAGCACCACCAGCACCACCACCAACAUCACCAUCAUCACCACCACCAUCACCAAUAAAACCACCAACACAACCACCAUCACCACCAUCCCCAACAACACCAACGCCACCAAAACCACCACCAUCAGAAGAAACACCACAACAGUCACCAGAAACACCACCACCAUCAACAUCACCAACACCACUAAUACCACCACCACCAUCAUCACACCACUACCAUCAGCACCAGCAUCACCGCCAACACCACCAAGACCACCAACAACACCACCACCAAUAUCACUGCCGCAUCCACCACUACCACCACCACCACCACUGGCACCACCAACAUCAUCACCACCACAACUAGCACCCUCAUCACCACCAACACUGCCACCAGUGGCACGGACAUCACCACCAACCCCACCAGCACCACCACAACCAUCACCACCACCGCCACCGUCACCAUCACCAGCACUACCAUUACCACCACCACCACCAAAAUCAACAUCUCCUCCACCACCAUCGGCACCAAAACCAAAACCGAGUCAACGCCACCACCACCAUCAAAAUUAA
Molecule: messenger RNA, 753 nt
Organism: Spirometra erinaceieuropaei
Lineage: Eukaryota; Metazoa; Platyhelminthes; Cestoda; Diphyllobothriidea; Diphyllobothriidae
Source: the annotation of a GenBank genome assembly